CCCUCGCCUUCCUUUAUUUCAUUACCUUGACUUCUUCUUCCUCAUCUCUCUUUCUCUCUAUAUCAUGAUGAUGACCUUUUGUAAAAAGGGUGUUCACUCUCUCUUAGGCCUCACCGCCACCGCCACCUCCAUCGAUUCAGAUUGCAAUAAAAUCCCUUAUAAACACAAAGAAGGCCUAGGCUUAAUCAUCACCGCCACUGCUGAGACUUACCGUCCUCCUAAUGUUAUUGAAUCUUCUCUUCUUAAAUUAUCGUCGUCGUCGUCGUCAUCUCCACAGCCUCCUGCACCGUCACCACUGCCGCCAAUCUUUAGUAUGUUUUCGAAGAAAGACCCUGGAGGGCUCGGGUUCAUCGACGACAUGGGUGGCGGGGUUAAUGGCUUAAUGUCUUGUACUGAAAGCUUAGGUUUUGAAAGUUCGGAUGAAAGAAAUGUUGAGGACGAUCAUUACACGAGGGUAGAGUCACCGACAAGGGCUAAAGGGAGAAAGGACGCCGGUGCAAGAAGAAAGCUGAAGAAGUUUCCGCCUCCACUCUCGUCUUUCAACCGUAACGGUCAGCCCAGUUUCUUUCUCCGGUCUGUUAGGACAGACGGGAGACUAGAGUUAAAUGAAGUUAGAAUCGACCGGCCGGAGAUUUUACGCGCUUCACGGCAAGAUGGACGGUUGAGAUUGCAUCUGAUCAAUGAAGAAGAGGAGGAAGAAGAAGAAGAAGAAGAAGGAAAACAAAAAUUAGCCCAAGUAAAAGAAGAGGAGGAAGAGGAGGAGGAGGAGGAGGAGGUCGAGGAGAAAGAAGAGGAGAGAAUUGAGGGGUGGCAGCUUAAGGGUGUGAGUGGAGAGGUGUUAAGGAGAUGUAAUGAGGUGGGAAUCGGAAACAACCACCAUCAUCAUCAUCACCACCACCACCAUAACCUGCAUGUGUGGAACCAACAUUGUGUGUCAACCAGGUGAAUUCUAUGCCUCUUCACAUGGGGUGAUGUGCAGUGAACAAAGGGACGAACAAAGCCGUGUCUCGUCUACGAUUUUUCUUCCAAAUUUAAACCUAAAAUUCAUCUUACCA
Pistacia vera is the source of this 1055-nucleotide messenger RNA. RefSeq names its product histone H3.v1-like. Bases 65 to 946 code for a protein of 293 amino acids. The transcript has a single exon. The record is from RefSeq and is a predicted model, not a curated record. NCBI's taxonomy places the organism in Eukaryota, Viridiplantae, Streptophyta, Magnoliopsida, Sapindales, Anacardiaceae.